Messenger RNA from Trypanosoma conorhini, 8919 nucleotides. RefSeq lists its product as uncharacterized. The record is from RefSeq and is a predicted model, not a curated record. The transcript has a single exon. Lineage: Eukaryota; Euglenozoa; Kinetoplastea; Trypanosomatida; Trypanosomatidae. Bases 1 to 8919 code for a protein of 2972 amino acids. Gene Ontology annotation, biological process: ubiquitin-dependent protein catabolic process; protein ubiquitination; regulation of apoptotic process.
AUGUUGGUGGACGACUAUGUCGUGGAGGAGCGCAUGAGCGUGUGGCAGAAGAAGAAGGUGCGCACGUACGUCGUGAACGGGCGCUCGAAGGUGUCCUCCCGGCGCUCCAUUGCGGGCGCCCUCGCCGUGGCGAAGCCGUACGACCGCAUCGAACUCGUGGGCGGGGAGUACUUUGAGGCCCUCUCCAUCAGCAUCCCGCUCGAGAUCGUCGCGGCGGAGGGCGAGGACCCCUGCAUCUCCUCCCGCGGCCCCUGCAUCACCAUGACGCAGGAUGUAGAGGUCUACUUUGAGCACGUUGAGUUUGUCUCAAAGGGCAAGGGGAAGUUGGAGUCCGCGGUGGCCCUCAUGAACGGCAAGGCGGUUUUCUUUCGAUGCAAGAUGAACUCCAUUCUCAUUGGCGGGUUUGCCAGGCCGGUGCUGGAAAACUGCACCGUCGCCGAAAGCUACAACGGCUACGGGGUUCAGAUCGGCGGCAGCGGGGGGGCGCAGAUCAGCGGCUGCACCAUCCACACCCACCAAAUGGCCGGGGUGGCGAUUGACACGAAAGGGGCCGUCGUGCUGCGCGACAGCACGAUCCGGCAGCCGGCGAACGGUGGGCACGCGGUGCGGGUGCAGGCGACGCAGAGCGCCGUGGACGAGCGCACCCCCGCCGAAAACCUCGCGUGUAGGAAAGUCGUCGUCAACGCGUGCCGCAUCUACGUCUCCUCGGAGAUGUUCCGGCCGAAGGAGCGCGAGUGGGGAGGGGGCGAGAAGUUCGUUGGGCCCCCGAGUUGCGUGGUCAUCUCGCGAGGCGCCUGCCCCGUGUUCAAGUACAAUGAACUUCUCGAGGGCUUUGUUGGCUUCACCUUUGAGUUCUCCGGCGCCGCCGUGCUGGAGGGGAACUCCAUAUACAACCAAAGGCACUGCGGCAUCCUUGUCGUCGUGGACGAGCGAAGUUACUCGUCGGACGCAAAACAAAAUGUUCGCAUAACCGGCGGCAACGUGAUUGACCGCUGCCUCAUCGGGGUGGACAUACACUGCAUGGGCAAGGUUAGGACGCCGCUGGCCACCGCGCAGGAAACGCUCCUCCCCCAGGAACUUCCCUCGUCUCGGAACUCGUUUGAUUGGAUAGAAAAGGUGCAGCAGCUGGAGGACGAAAACCCCGCGGCGCCGCAGAGUGCCGAGGAGGGAGUUCCGGUCACCGUCAACGGGCGCACCAUGGCGUUGGCAGAGUUGAAGGAAAAUUUGCGAACACUUGCCAAGUUGGUCUGUGCGGGGCAUCCAUCCCAUUUUUCCGGCGGGGAACCCGGCGAAAUGCGUGCCGGGAACACAGGGGGCAACCCGUUACGAGAGCUGGUGCAAGAGGCCUUCAAGCUCUCGCUGCCGCUGCCAAACACCAUCGACUGCGCGGCGCAGCUGCUGAGGAUUCGGGGGAACAAGGGCGUGGAUAUACUGGAUACCCGCUUCUCCGGCUGUGGGUUGUGCGCGAUUCGCUUCGGAAACGACGGCUACGGCCUUGUUGAGGACUGCGACUUUCUCAACUGUGGAGCGACGGCCAUUGUCGUGAGUGGAGGGGCCCACCCGCUGAUUGUGGGGUGCAAGUUUGACAACUCCAAAGGGGCGGGCGUGUUCGUGGACAACUUCGCCAACCCGCUCAUCAUGGGCAACGAAAUCUCGCAGAGCGCCGAGCACGGCAUUGAGUUUCGCAACCUGUCGCGUGGAAUUGUGAUGGGGAAUUUAAUCUUUGGCAACUCCCAGAGCGGGAUCCUUGUGACGGGGGGCAGCACCACGAUGAUCGUCGGCAACGUCAUCCAGCACGGUCUCUCCGGUGGGGCGACGAUCUCGGGCGAGAGCAAGCCGGUGGUGAUGCUGAACAAGUUCCUGUCUAACCCAGUCGCCCAGCUGCUGGUGUGCGAGUACUCCAUGCCGUUUAUUGCCGGCAACAACUUUGUGUCUGGGCAGGGCUGCGGCAUUCGCUUUGAGUCCUGCAGCGGAGGGACGGUGGUGGACAACACCCUCGCCCACAACGAGCGGGGAAUUGUGGUGGAGCUCGACUCGGACCCGUACGUGAUGUCGAACAAAAUCACCCACAGCCACCGCUACGGUGUGGUGGUGGGCAACAACGGCCUCGGCACGUUUGUCGCGAACGAAAUUGGGCAGAGCGGCAGCUGCAACUUUCUCGUGCAGGAGGGCGGCUCGCCGGUGGUGCGCGACAACGCCAUCACGGGCGGGCACACGGGCGGCAUCGCCGUGAUCGCCGAGGGGGGCGGGGUGAUGGAGCACAACUACCUCGGCGAAAAUGCGCUGGGGAACGUCAUUCUGCUGGACCGCUUCAGUGAUCCCGUCAUUGCGCACAACACGAUCACCAACUCCUUCAGCGGCUGCGGCAUCAUCUGCGGUCGCGAGGCCCGGGGGGAGUUCCUGCACAACAGGGUGCACAAAAACAAACAGUGCGGGGUUUACGUGAUUGGCAAAGCCAACCCCACGUUUGUCAACAACGCCAUUACCUACGAAUCGGUGGGUGUCAUCAUCUCCGACAGCGGCGGAGGGACAUUUAAGGCAAACACCAUUCAUGCAUGCUACGGCUCCGGUAUCAUUAUUCAGCUGAGCGGCAAUCCGGUUAUCGCGGGAAACGGCAUCUCCGGCUGCUUCCUCAGCGGCAUUCUGGUGUCCCCCGAUAGCAGCGGGACGGUGACGGAAAACAACUUCUUUGAAAACGACGUCGGCGUGCAGCUUGGCUCCACCUUGGGGACCGCCACGCUUGACGUCGAGGUCGGCUUCCUGACGAACUCGCCCGCGACACCGCCGUCGUUGGGCGCUCGCGACAAAAAGGGGUCGCUGAAGCCGCGGCGCUCCGUGACUCUCAGCGUGGAGGGCGAGAAUGGGGGCGGCGGGCGUGGCAAGCUCCCGCCGACGAUGAUACGGCACAACAAGAUUUACGCGAAUACGACGUGUGGGGUGUUGCUGGAGGAGGCCGCCUACGGGGUGUUGGAGGAAAACGAGAUUGAGUCAAACGGCAACUGCGGCGUGGUGGCGGAUGUCGGGUAUAGUGAGAGACGUGUGCGGGAAAAAAGGGACGGGCACCCCGUGCACGGCGGCUGGAAGUUGCUGCAGGGGGAAGCGGGGGGCGGGUCCGCCACGCUGCGCAGAAAUCGUAUUCACCGGCACAAGCAGGCCAACAUCGCCAUUGUAGACCACGCGGAGAACGGCAUCGUCAUCGCCGCCAACGACGUGUUUGAGGCGCCAACAGGCGUCUACGUGGGCAACGGCGCCACGAUACACUCCAUUGAGGGCAAUACGAUUCACGGCAGCUUCGACGGCGUCUACGCGGAGAGCGGCGGACGCGGGUGCUUUGAGAACAACAGGAUUUACGACUGUGACGGGGUUGGGGUCUACGUCUGCGACCGGGCGAAUCCCCACUUCAAGCAGGGGAACAUCAUAGAAAAUUGCCACAUUAGCGGCGUUUUUGUGGAUGCCGGCGGGCGCGGUGUGUUCUCCAACGCGAUCAUCCGUCGCUGCGUUGUGGGGGUGGUGGUGUACACCUGCCUGCCUCUUUCCUCGAUUGUGCGGCAGGAGGAUUUCCUGCGGAGCGGGUUUGUGACCUCCGCCCCCACGUUUAGGCAGUGCAGCAUCGAGGAGCACGACCUGCACGGUGUGCUGGUCCUCACGGUGGCGACGAGCUUUCCCCUGCGCAACCCCUCCUACGGCGUCGCCGGGCACUCGCCAAAGUCCGACGGCCUCAUGAAGACUCCGGGCGUCUCCGUCUUUCCGCAGUUCUACCAAAACACGAUUCGCAACAAUCGUCACUUUGGCGUUUGCCAUGAGAUGUACGACUCCUCGGAAAUGCGGGAUGAGACGCACUUCCCGCCGCCCCAGGAGCCCCCCGCCAAGGCCCGGCGGGUGGUCAAAAACGCUCUUUUUCCGCAUCAUCUUAAGCGGCAUGUGGAGAACGCGCACCGGUCGCAUUUUGCACCUCGUGACUCCCUGCAGGAGGCCUUGGGAACCUCGGCGGUGCUUGCGACGAAGGAGCACCACGAGGGGCGGAUGCAGCGGCAGGUGAGCUUCAUAGAAAACACCAUCACCAACUGCUCGGUGGGUGUGGUGGUGGGGGGGAGCUGUCACCCGUUUUUGCUGCGUAACCGCAUAGACCACAACGCCUUCUUUGGCAUGCUCCUGCGUUCCCGGGCCAAGGCCGUCUGCUUUGGCUGCGAGGUUACGGACAAUGGCAUGGCCGGGCUGUACGUUGCGCAGGGCUCACUUGGCACCUUCACCGGUGGCACGAUUUCUCGCAAUAACGGCUUCUGUCGCCCCGAUGGCAACCCGCAUGACCCGCGCUCCUUUGCCGGUCUUCCCUUCACGCGGUCGGGGUUUGCGACGCCAAGCGUACCCGUUGCGAGCGACGAAAGUCCACGCGUCGCCUUUAAGUCCGUCCUGCGCAGCAUGGAAAACUACGCAAACACGGCGGCGGAGGGGCUGCAUGCGCUGUGCGAGCUUCUCGCCGCCUCCUCGGUGGGUCUCUCGCUCGCCUCUGGGAUAUGCCCGAGUGUCUCGCUCGAGUCCGGCAUGUCGCUUGGGGCGGGGCCGCAAACGGACAGGUACGACCGCGGCUGGGCCGCCGACGGUGGCAUGGGGGUGUGGCUGGUGCAGGGGAGCAUGAUGGAGGUCAGGGACAACGUGAUCGAGGCAAACCGCAGCGUGGGGAUUUUCUACUCGCGCAACCUGCAGCAGCACCACCUGAACCUGUCGCGGUUUGCCGUGGCGCCCCUGGACGGCUUUCCGCGGGUUCCCGGCGGCGAGGUGAUCUCCGGCGCGAUGCGCAGCCCGCGGGAGGCGGCGGCGGCGCGGUGGGUGUUCUUCACCUCCACCGUCGCCCACUCCGCCGCGGGCGACCCCGCGCGGAUUUCCGCCUCGCCCAACGCCAACCACAGCUUCACCGAGAGCUGGCGUGCCUCCACGCCGCCGCAGAGCUCCGAUGUGCCGCGGCAGACAGACGCGCCCGUCUACGAGGGGGAUCGCCCGUACAUACUGACACGCCCAGCGACGGUGACCGGCAACCGCGUCACGAAGAACGGCGCCGGAAUUGUGAUGCAUCUGCACCACGUGAUGACGGCAAGCGCCGUGACUGGCGGAGAUGCCGCCGGGGAGGCCGACGCGGCGGAGGCGGCGGCGGCCAGGGCAAGGCGUGAGCGCAGCCCCAGCACCGCCAAGAAGUCGUCCCGCCGGCAGAAGAAAAAGGCGUUGCUGAAUGCGCUGCCGCGCUUCGGGGAAGGAGGGAGCUCCGCCGCCCCCACGGCGAGUAAAGAAGUCGCGGAGGGAGGAAAGCCUCCGCGGGAGGAGGCGGAGACGAAGUCGCUUUCCCCGCAGAUGCCAACUGGCGCGCCCCGCGGAGGGGCCGACUUCUCUGUCGAUAUGGAAGCCAACCACGUGUACGAAAACCACGGUGUUGGAAUUCUUUGUCUACACGUUGUUGAGGCCAUGUGUGGCCAUCACGUGAAGUCGCGCCUGGACCUGGAAACGGCAGUCGCGGAGUACAACGAUGUAUGUGUUAAAAUUACACUUAGACGUGAGUUGAUGCGGCCCAAGUUGCACUUUGCCCUCCUCGCGCAGGAGCGUAUGACGCGUCACGCACGCCUCAACGGGAAUGAGGUGUACAGGAACGUUUUGGAGCAGCUGCAGGUGACCUCUCGCUAUGUUGUGAUCUCGCAAAACUGCAUGCGGACGCUGCUGCAGGUGGAUACCUUGCGGCAGCCAAACGCAUCGAUGUGUUCCUCCCAGGCGCUUCUGCGCAUUCCUCUCUUUGCCUCCCUGAUGUCCGCCGCCCCGCCAGGAAGUCUGAUGAUUGAAAACAAUCGCUUCCGGGACAGUGAAAAAGGACUCCAUGUUGUGGGCUUCGUCGGCGGGAACUCUCUCUUACUGCGUCACAACAGCUUCGCCAACAUUGCGGGGGCGGCCGUCCUGCUGCAGGGGCACCUCGCCUCCGCCACCAUCGGGGGCGGCAACGUGUUUGAGGCGAACGAGGUGGGGGUCCGCGUGGCUAUGCCAGACAACGGCGUCACGGCGGAGGACGUCGCCUGGAUGCAGGCCAUGGGGGUGAACACGCACGUGCACGACAACCACUUCUGCGCCCCAAAACACGCUUCCGUGAUAGUCGAGGGCGGUGGGGCGCCCCCGCCUGUGUUUGAAGACAACAAAUUCUCUGCCCACAUGAGCGGCUCUGCGGCGUUUUUUAUUGCGGGUCCAAACGCUUGCACACGCCUGGUGAGGAACGCGUUUGUGGAUAAUUAUAUCCCUGUCAUUAUUGCAAAUAAAGCCGGCACGAGCGAGGAGGGGGACGGCAGCGUUGUUGUGGAGGGGAAUCGAUUUACCCGGAACUUCAUUGGGCUCCUGGUGGCCGAUGGAGCGGCUCCGCGACUCGUGCACAACGUGUUUGAGGCUCACUACCGCACAGGUCUGGAAAUCGUGGGCGAGGCCACAAAACCUGCGGUGCAGCAUUGCAUGUUUGCCUCGAACAAACGCUCCGAGGCGAACGCGCAAGAUGCAGAGUUGUUUCGGUGCCCUGAAAAUGGCGAAGUUCGACUUGGCCCCAACUUGGACGUGGUGGCGACGAUCGUCGCGGACAACACGGCAUCUGCGGUGCCAGGCAGACGGCUUCCGUCGGGCGUCCUCGUCAGCGGCGGGGGCGAGGGCGGCGCCAUUCACGAGUGUCUCUUCAAGGACAACGACAUUGGCGCCGACGUGGUGGGUAGCGUGGCCCUCGCGGAGGCGACGCUGGGGCGGGUGUGCGGGAUUCGGCUGAGCUCGUGCCUGUUCAAUGAGAACAACGUGGCCGGCGUGUGGGUGCGCGGGGAGGCGGUUUCCGCCGGCAGACGCGCCACCGUCCCUUUUAGCCUGAGCAGCAGCGGCGACGAACACGAGGGGACCGUCGUCGACGGCUGCUUCUUCGCCCACAACACCAACGACGCCGCGGGCAAAGGCGACGUGGUCGCCGUCGACGGGGGCUUCGCGGUGCUGCGGAACAACCUCUUCUCGGGCUCGGUCCACGGCAUGAAGGACGGCACGGCCCUCUUUGAGCGAAACACCUUCUACCCGGAGGCCGCCGAGGUGGCGGUGUACCUGCACAAGGCCGCACGUAUUCGCCUCGUGGGCAACAUUAUUCGCGGCCACAAAAACGGAUUCAUUACAUCCCCCGCCGCCUGGGGUCAUGUGGAGAAGAACUGGAUGGUAAACACCAGCCGCGCCGUCUGCGCCGCCCCCUUCUGCCACACGUUUUUUGUGCGCAACCGCAUCAUCAGGGCGAAGGACUGUGGCGUUUUGGCGUACGGCGGUGUCUUUACAGACAACGAGGUCUGCUGGAGCCCAACCGGUGUCAUUGUGCAGAACCCGAUGGAGUACAAAAACUACAGCAGUAUACCCAAUUCGGAAAAGACGGCGUUUGAUGCGUUGAUUUCGGAAAAUCGUGUCCACUCGUGUGAGGGAGACGGCAUCUUGGUCGCCGGCGGCGCCCGCAUUGAGGGCAACAGCGUCUUCAACUGCAAAACCAACAUGAAUGUUAUUUGCCCGCCAAACGCGAGUAGUGGCGCGGGCGUCGCUGCCAUCUCGAAGAAUGCCCUCUACGACGGCGAGGUGGGGCUUGUCAUGGCAAAGGGGUCGGAGUCCGUGAUUCGCGACAACGACAUCUUCGACAACAACCUGCUGGGGGUGUGGAUUAAGGCAGGCGCCUUGGGCACGAUGCAGGGGAAUUCCAUUUCCAGCUCCCUCCGCGAUGGCGCAUUCGACGUGGAGGCGGGGGCGGAUGUGAAAGUGCUGCAGAACAGCAUACGAAACCAAUUCUCGCCAUCGUACCACAAGACACUCCCAAUGCAUCGUGAAAAGGAGCGACAAAAGGCGGCGGAGGUCUUGGCUAUGGAACUCACGGGGUUGGAGGACGCGUUCCGAGAGCUGCUCUCGCGGCGCAAUGCUCUGCAGGUGGUCAUGCGGGCCAUACUAGAAACGAUGAAGGAGGAGGACUUUACCGGGGACAGCCUGGGGACGAUAGGCUCCAUGACGCUGGCUGGCCAGCCGUCCCGGGCCCUGCGCAGCUUCGCCCAGACCCAGAACGUUGUGGAGCUGCUUGGCCUCCCCAACACACGGGAGGCUAGGCGGUUUUCCAUGGACAAGACGAUGUCGAUCUCCGCGCUACGGGCCUCGAAGACCGUGAACCGCCGCAUGAGCCAAUCCACCUCCUCUGCGUCGAGGGAAGAGUACCGGCAGGUGCUCAUCUAUGUCUGCAGCACGGACAAGGAGACGCUGGGGAGCACGGAAAUCGGCAAGGCGGUGGAGGCCGUUUUCACCUCCGUCUCGCAGUCCUCGCGGGUCAUGUUCCGCGCCGCGCUCGAGGCCAACCCCAGUGGGUUUCAUGCCUCCGUGACGGCCCAAAUGCCGGACGUCAUCGUUGUUACCGUGGCCGCGGGGAAGAAGACGUUCAACGCGGCGGAGCUGAGCGUCUUUGCCACCAUUGAGCGCCUGAGUCGCGCGAACAACACAAGGCGGCGUGGCAAGAAGGGCGGUGUCUCGUGCGUCUUUACGCUUCUUCCGGCGGAGUGGAGAGCCAGCGUCGAGCAGCAGGCGUCUCAGAGAAAAGGUGAUGCCCCACUUACGGGACUAGAAUACUUCGCCGCCUCGCACAACCCCAUUUACUUUAACUUUGCCGUCUCUGAGGCCUUCUCCGAACUGGUGCGGCGCCUGGAGAGCGAGGCGGCCGCCCAGUCGGUUUCCCAACCGGAUGUGAGCAUCAGCAACCUGCGGGUUGCGGACGCGGCACUCAAGCCCCCAAGGGGGGGAGGUGGUCGUCGCUCCUUCGCCUCGGCGCCGCAAAUAGAGCCGGUCGCUUUGCUGCCACGGAAGCUUGCUCCUGCGCGGUCCCCCAUGAGUGCGACACCGGGGGCGCGCGAGGAGAGAUGA